UGUCGUCUUGAGUUUGUUGAUCUCCAGGAAACCGUCCUUCCAGACAUUAAAAUAAGAGCAGACUUCGACAUUUGCACUUGGAAGGUAAGAGUUAUACGACUUUUCAACGUCAGACAAAUCAUUUAUGGUUCAAAGUUAUCUGGUGGGUCGUUUCUGGGAGCAAAUUGUUCUUAACAAGGGCCCUGUUUGAGCGGCCUCUACUAGCAGGGAAUGUUUGAUCAGCUGUUUUCAUCAGCUGGAUGAUACACUACAGUAAGUCUUAUAUUCUGCUGAAAUAUUGGCUAUAACUCCUUUAAGUGCUUCUCGGAAAAGGUCACCUAUACCGUUGUUGUAACGAUACAAGCUUAUCAGACUUUUCGCAGCAGUCGACUGUUUUCUCUGGGGAAAGGGAACAUUGAACUGAACCGGAAGAUCGAGGUGGUUACUCUCCAUAAUGGGACACAUGAGAUAAUGUGAGGCCCUGAAGUACCAUCCUCAGGCUUCAGGUUUAUACCUGUAUGAAAGGGUAGGAAAGAAAAUAGUAGGGUAGGGAAAAUGACAAUAAUAUUAUAGGUAUUUCAAAAAGGUCUGUCAAAGCUUGCUUGAAAUAUGACCAUCUUUAUUGCUGCGUGACUUUCAAACUAUAGAGAUUUGUAACUGUGGGAAUGAAAAGAAAAUUUUUUGCAUUUAUGUAUUUAUUAAUUAAUUCAUUCAUUUAUUUAUUUUUAUGGCAAUCUUUACAAACAGGCAUUUAGAAACACAAAACAGAUUGUACAUACAAAACAAUAAUAUUGCAGUAAGUUCAACUUAAGACGUUAAAAAAUGCUAGCUGUUGUUCAUCGUGCUUUGCUUGACUUUGAGUACAGCUCAGGCAGUGAAGGGAGGGGUGCGUACCAUUUACACAACCCAUCCGGGUGGAAAUCUUGUGCAUAAACAUAAAACUAUAGAAUUUGGCGUGUUGGGAGAACAACCCACUACAAAGUAUCCAAAUCAGUUGAUGAAGUAGAAAAAUUGCAUUGCCUGCCAACCAGAGCCCCCCUUCCCCAACAGUCAGCCUACUUUUAAUGUCAUGAGGUGUUGUGAGUAGUUCUUCUGUGCAACUCUGCUUACAGAUAAUAACUCAAUAUUAUGUUUGUAAUUUAUUUUGGUUGGCCCUUUCAACUCAGCCUGGGGAUGAAAAUAAAUGGAUUGAAAUAGGUGAGUGUUUUUAUUUUCAUCACUGAUGACAAAGCAAUCAAACAGCUGUACCGCAUAAUAAGAAUAUUUCUCUAAACAAUCUCCCACUGUAAAAGCCAUGCUUUCCUUUAUGGAUAUCCAUAUUCCCUUAAUUUGAAAAAGGCACCUGCCUCAGUGGCUAACAUUUUAAUAUCUCAGGAAUGGCUUUUUCAGAGAAAUAAAAGAUAUUUUAAAUUCUUUAUUGAGAAUGCUGGCAUCAGUUAUGCAAAGUUUUUUCCAGUAGGGAGGGUCCUUGAUUGAAAAUUACAAAAUAGAGUAAUAAUGAGAAACAAUGGAAACUCUGAAGUGCCCAGAAAAUAAUAUGACUAAAUAAAGAAAACAUGUUAGCCUAACAUAUGAGCCCUUCGGCACUGUAAAGGAUUGACCAGGCUACACACUAUAAGUUUGUGACAUGACUGUUUCUUUUCAUACUCCACAAAAUUGUUAUCUGAUUGUUAUUGAUCUCUGUUACUCUGUAAUUUGUACCUCAUUUCUUCUAAUAGUGCAACAAGCAUUUGGUGAUUUUGCUGCUUCUUGGAAUGCAGAGCGAUUUGUGGAAAGGUCAAUAUGAUUACAAUGUUCUUUUUUUGUUUUCAGUUGUUGGUUAUUGUUAAAUGUACACCAACUCAAUUGGGGUUAAAUAGGUCAUUAUUGCCUAAGACCAAACGUGAUGCUCCCUGAACGGAGAUAGAUACUUGUAAAGAGAAAAAAAAAUUUACUGAAUUGCUAGGUACACUAACAACGUAGAACGUUCACUGAUUGCAAAGAGAAUGAUACUAUAAUGUGGAAAGUUCACUUAUAAUAAAGUGCGGGCGUUGCUUGGAAUUUCCACUGCUAUAUUUAAUUCACUCACUUUAAGGCUUUGUAAGUUACUGCCAAGUUGUGAUAGUAAUGGGGCAGUGUAAAUGGAGACUGCAGACUGACUGCGGACUAUUGUUUUGAGGGUUAGAAAACAAACGUGCUAUUGUCGUCAUAUACAGUGUACUCAUUUGCGUGGUGAAAACAACAGUCCGCAGUCUGCGUUUUACACUGACCGGAUAGUAACAGACCACCCAGGAUAGUAUGCGUAAUCUAGUGUACAUUGUAUCAUUUAACAGGGCUUGAAAAAGACUUGAAUUCCAGCUUGUCCUUUGGGCAAGCAGCUGUCAUAUUUUGCUUGCCUAGGGCCACUUCUUGCUGGUCUUAGUUUAUGAUUUGUUAGAGGAUGACUUGCUUUGUCUCUUGCCCAUUGGACCAGUAAGCUUUUACUGUGAAACUCACAAAACCAUGAACACCAGAAAUAUUAAUGGAAUGUUACUGUGUAGCGAGGAGGUAGCCAAUAAGGCGUGAGAAAACUAAACCGCAAAAAGCAAAGGUAAUUAGUUUGUGGUUUGGAGGUUUUCUCGCAUGUCAUAUGUAUACUUUAUUGUGAUUGGUCAAGACACAACCAACAUUCCUGAAAUUUUUCUGGUUUUCACAGUUGUCUGAGUUUGACAGUAAAGGUACUUACCCAGCAAGAAAAUUUACUUGUCCCAGACUACUAGGCAGGACGUUUUUUGAAACCUGCUUAAAAGUAACAGUGAUGCAAUGAGGUUCAUAAUAAUUAUAUUUUUAUUAGUAUAGUUCACUCAACACAUACCAAUACUAAUACCACCCUUGAAUAAUGCUGGUUGCCCAAAAUUGUAGUGGUUAUUAUUUUUAUUCAAUACAAAUUUAGGAAUCUUGAUUUUAGUCAACUUCUCUAUCUUUUUAACCUCCUUGUUAAAACUGUUAUAAAAGUCGUUUAUCUUGGAUUAUGUAGAUUCCAUUAUUGUAAGUCUCAUUUUAGACCCCUCAAUAUAGUUAACUUGGUUUUUUUCCCACAUUCAUCACCUAUUUACCUGUUUUGUUGAUAGCUAUAUAUACACAUUGUUGGUGCACCAGUAUUAUUGUUAUGGCAUUGUAAAAAAGACUUUCUGCAUUUAAAUGAGUAAUAGUUUACCACACAUCCUUAUAACUUUUCUGUCUUUUUUCGUGUUUUAUACUGCCAGAAGUUACAAGUUAUAAGUGAUUGAAUUGGUAAAAUUUAAGCAAUAAUUUUUAAAUGGAUUUUUCAAGGUUGAAAGUUAAGCUACAAUUAAUAUUCCCUCUCUAUGUUCUCUGGUUUUGCACCUUUUAACAGGGAAUUUGAUUUAGUUUAACUUGCCUUGUUCAAUUACUAACUUUGUUUUGGCCAUCCGUGAAAAUGUGAAAGAAAAAACUUCUAAGUUCAAUAUUUAGCAUCUUGAACCUAUGCAUGUGAAUAAUAUAUUGUUUUUACCCUCUGAUAACCAGCUGUUUUUUGAUUUAUGACAUUCCAAAACAACUUUGUAGUAUUUAUGUGAGCGUUAAAUUAUGUGCAUUUCUUAACAAAAAAACUGAUUUAACUUAUUCUAGAAUUAUUGGCAUCAUUGUCAAAUCAAAAGUGCAUUAGACGCUCAUGAAAAAUUUCCUAAGAAACAGACAAGUGCCAACAUCUUUCCUGAUUGGGCAAUAUAUUUUACAAUACCUUAAACACCAACAUCAUCAACGCCUCCUCACCUUUUCUUUUAAAAGAGCACUGAAGGCAUUUAUUUGUAAUAAUAUUUUAUUAUUAGUAUACUCCAACAAAAAUCUUGGCAAAAAGCCUUUUAAUUCUCAACAUUUAUAAACUUCCGUAAUAUUGAUUGUUAUUUUAAUUUUCCACCUGAUAUUAUUUUGUAUCCGUCACCGUAAUUUUUAUGCCAUCUUCGAAAAAUUGUAAUUGAGGAGGUCUAAUUAAUUAGUUUCCCUUAGGCCUCCUCGCCAUUUCUUCCUACAAUUUUUUUUGGCAUCUUUUUGUAAUUGUAAUUGUGUGGCAAUUAAAUAAAUACAAAUACAAAUACAAAUAUAGUGUCAGAAGUAUAAAACACAAUGCAAAUGAGUUGUCGUCUUUUGAUUGCCUAUAUUAAAAGCUACUGUUAUUGGGUAUAAAUGAGGUAAUAGAAAAGCAUUUAUUUUAUAAAUUACAGUCGACUCCCGAUAACUAGAACCUUCAAGGGAAAUGGAAAAAGGUUUGAGUUAUCGGGAGUUCGAGUUACCGGGAGUUCGAAGAAAAUAACCGAGAGAAAGGUAAAAAACAGUUUUGACUGCACAGUGAACAUUUUAAUCACAUUUAAUAGUAGAAAUGUCAAGUGAAAAUUAAAAGAUACUUUUAGAUUAUAGAUCAGAAUGUAACGUAACGAAACAUAGCCUAAAUAGAGCAUGCGUUUUACUGUUUUGAGAAGAAAAGCUGCUUCACGUUAGCCUGUGGCAAUCAACAUUAGCCUCCACUAGUAAACUACACUCCUACAACACGUCAAUAGGAAAUCCAAAAUUCAAUGUUUCGGAUGCCAGUAGAUGACUUUUUUCCCGACUUUUUAAGGGCUCAAAACAUGAUUCGAGUUAUCGAGGGUAAAAUUAUAUAGAAAAUGACCUGAAGGGAAACGAAAAUUGGUUCAAGUUACCGGGAGUUCGAGUUAUCGAGGGUUCGAGUUACCGAGGGUAAAAUUACAGUGAAUGUAUGACGGAAAUCCAGGGGAAAUCGAUUUUGGUUCGAGUUAGCGUGAGGUUCGAGUUAGCGAGGGUUCAAGUUAUCGGGAGUCGACUGUAUUUACAUAGUCAUAUUAAAGGCUACACUUACGUGAAAGCAUUCACAAUUACAUGUACUGCAUCAGGGAUCAGUCCAAGUAAAUUCUGCCAUGCCGAAAAGGUGGAAAUCAAAAUUUAAAAUACUAUUUUUGUUUGCUUCACUAGGUAUGCAUCAAAUCCAGCUCUUUUCAGGGAAGAUGGCUUUUUCUUCAUUAGACAUGGAGAGAGAUAUGUAGCAACUGCAUUUGCCUGGCAAGAUGAGCUUGAUACCUCUGUUGGCCAUUUACAUUGGUUAGCAGUCAUACCCAAGUACCAAAGGUGUGGGCUGGGCAGGGUGCUUACUCUUCAUGUUCUCAAAUACCAUAAAGAACAUGGAAAAAAAUCAGUGUAUCUUAUUACUGAGGUUUAUAGAAAUGCUGCUAUUAAACUGUACGAGAACCUUGGCUUUGUUCUCUGUGAUACUGAUUCCAGACAGUAGGCAGGUCAGUGAGAGAUGAUUUUCAACCUAGUGGACCACAGCUCCUAGACACUAAACCAAGAGGAAUACUGCUCACUAUUGGAAAUAUGGUAGGAAGAGUACUAUGUAAGGGUAGGAGUGGGCUGACAAGAGGGAUGUGUAAACUGUGAAAGAAGAGGUGGAAGUUGGGAGAAGGGAAAUGGGAAGUUAGAAAGAGGGAAUGGUAACUCAGAAAAACAUUGAAUGUAUAAGAGUAAAUUAUGUGUACCAUGCAUGUGCCCCACUGUGUUUGUAAAAAGGGACGAUAAUUGAUGUAUUAAGGCUGAAAAUUUGAUAGGAAGAGUUUUAUGUAAUCACGAGGGGCUGAGAAGAGGGAUGUGUAAACUGUGAAGGGAGAGGUGGAAGUUGGGAGAGGAGAAAUAAAAAAAGUAGAAAGAGGAAAUGGUAACUCAGAAAACCAUCAUAUAAAAGUGAAUUACGUGUAUAUAAUGUACUCCGUGGUGUUUGUUAAAAGGGAUGAUAACUGAUGUAUUAAGGCAGGAAAUUUGAUUGGAAGAGUAUUAU
Molecule: messenger RNA, 5800 nt
Organism: Porites lobata
Lineage: Eukaryota; Metazoa; Cnidaria; Anthozoa; Scleractinia; Poritidae
Source: the annotation of a GenBank genome assembly